Penicillium expansum is the source of this 2454-nucleotide messenger RNA. Its product is annotated as Nuclease (SNase-like), OB-fold. The record is from RefSeq and is a predicted model, not a curated record. The transcript has 7 exons. Lineage: Eukaryota; Fungi; Ascomycota; Eurotiomycetes; Eurotiales; Aspergillaceae. Gene Ontology annotation, molecular function: heme binding; iron ion binding; oxidoreductase activity, acting on paired donors, with incorporation or reduction of molecular oxygen. Bases 1 to 2454 code for a protein of 817 amino acids.
AUGCUCACUCACGAUCUUGAUAUCUCCGUACUUGGGGGCGUCGAAACCCUACAGCAACUGGCCCUGACAGUUUUCCUGCUGAUCCUAGUUUAUGUCUUGAUCAAUGAGGUGCUUUGCCAUAACCAGCAAAUUCCAGGGCUUGCGAUUCCACCAGUGCUUCCUCUUGUCGGCAACCUCCACCAGCUUCGAACAAAUGCAGCCCAGCAAUACCGUGAAUGGGCUAAAGAUCUCGGCCCAGUUUACCAAGUUCGACUUGGAAGUAUUCCAGUCAUGGUGAUCAAUAGUGCUGCUACAGCCAAAGUUAUCCUCGGACAUAACUCCCAGGCUACCGCCUCGAGGCCUCAGCUCUAUACAUACCACAAGCUUGUCUCUAAUACUGCAGGGACAACAAUCGGAGCUGCACCCUACAACGAAUCUUUAAUUCGUCGGAGAAAAGGUGCAGCCUCAGCUUUGAAUCAUCCCUCUGUCGAGACAUAUGUUCCACAUCUCGAUAUUGAAACUAAGGACUUUCUAGAAGGUCUUUUGAAAUAUGGAGACUCUGGGAGGAAGCCAAUCAAUCCUGUCGCUAUGCUGCAAAGGCUGAGUUUGUCACUUGCCUGCACGAUUAACUGGGGUACCAGAAUCAUAAGCCAUAAUGACCGAUUGCUUUCCGAAAUCACUCAUGUGGAAACCGAAAUCAGCCGGAUUCGAAGUACCACCGAUAAUCUGCGAGACUAUAUACCCCUUCUUCGUUUCAUUCCGUAUUCUUCUGGAAAACGGAAGGCGGCUGCGUACCGCCAAAGGCGUGACAGGUAUCUGGCAAAACUCAAUGGAGAACUCGAGGAACGGAUUAAGAAUGGGACGCACAAGCCAUGCAUUCAAGCAAAUGUUAUUCUUGACAAGGAGGCAAAGCUCAAUGAAGUCGAGCUAACAUCAAUCAGCCUAUCGAUGCUAUCUGGUGGCUUUGAAACUACUACUGCGGUCAUGACUUGGGCAAUUGCGCUUCUUGCUAUGAGGCCAGAUAUUCAGAGCAAAACUAUUACUGAAAUUCGGAAUAUGUACGGCAUCAAUGACCUGCUAUGCAAUGUAAAUGACGAUCAGAAGUGCAAAUACAUUGCUGCAAUUGCACGUGAGAGUCUGAGGUACUUCUCGGUUCUUCGUCUCUCGCUCCCAAGAUUAACGAAUAAAAUGUUUGUGUACGAAGGCAAGACGAUCCCUACUGGUACAACUAUCUUCCUAAACUCAUGGGCCUGUAACAUGGGUAAGAAUGACAACCCGGAAGAUUUCCAGCCCGAAAGAUGGCUGAAGCAUCCAAACAAGCCUAUCUUCACAUUUGGUGUUGGCUAUCGCAUGUGUGCUGGCUCUUUGCUGGCCUAUCGAGAGUUGUAUUUGACCUUUCUGCGAAUGCUUGCCGCAUUUGAGAUUGUAACUGACAGGCCGAUUGAAACGCAUCCAGUCAAAGGGGUUGCUGACCUGACCAAUCUGGUGAGCAUGCCAAGGGAGUAUGAGGUUCGAUUUGUUCCACGAAACCAGAGUGCUUUGCGGAAUUAUGCAGGGCCUGGAAGCAUCUUAGAUGUAUCUGAAGCGUUUCAGGUGGCAUGGGUCGUGAUGCGAUGGCCGCCAUGGAGCUCCGAGUCGACCAAUGACGAACAAAAACAAACACCCAGCUCCAGGCUCUCCUCCGCGGCGAACAACCCGAGCUCCAUCCUCGACUGGACAGCGUUCACAGAAUUCAGAACGAUUGUCCCAACCCUCGUCCUAACAAGCGGUAUUCUCAUCGCAGUGCGCUUCCACCGCCGCUACCUACGGCGCAUCCCCGACGCGCCUAGCAUCUCGUCCUCGUAUCUUCGACGGCGGAGCAUCUUCGGCCAAGUCACCAGCGUCGGCGAUGGAGACAAUUUCAGGAUAUUCCAUACACCGGGUGGCCGCAUGGCUGGAUGGGGCUGGCUACCGUGGAAGAAGGUUCCUACCCUGAAGAAGGAUCUGAAGGAUAAAACCAUCCACAUCCGCCUCGCUGGCAUCGACGCCCCAGAACUAGCCCACUUCGGCCGCCCCGAACAACCGUUCGCGCGCGACGCACACACCUGGCUAACAUCCUACCUGACCAGCCGACGAAUCCGUGCUCUCGUUCACCGGCAAGACCAAUACUCGCGCGUGGUAGCGAGUGUCUUCGUCCGGCGCGCAUUUGACUUCCCUCCAUUCCGUCGGCGGGAUGUUUCGUAUGAGAUGCUGAAGCGUGGCUUAGCGACUGUCUACGAAGCAAAGGUUGGCUCUGAGUUUGGCGGUGAGAAGAUGGAAAAGAAAUACCGCAAGGCCGAGUGGUGGGCUAAGAAGCGAGCUAGGGGGCUUUGGAAGGAUUAUGGUCGUGUCGGAUCUGAUUGGGAGAGUCCGAGGGAGUACAAGAAUCGAAUGGGCAUGGGAGAUCCUGCUCCGAUCGAGAAGGGGAAUGGGAAAGGGAAGACUGGGAAGAAAUAG